UAGCGUGUUGUGUCCAUCUGCUGUCCAUGUUAGCAUGUCCUUAGCAUGUUGCCUGAUCCCAGUACGUCACUGUGCUCCUGCAUUUCCCCGAUCCCAGCACCAGGGGGCAGCAGUGCCCCGUGUUCCCUCACCACCCCAUGUCCUUAGCGUGUCCUUAGCGUGUCCUUAGCGUGUCCCUCCCCGCAGACCAACAAGAAGACGGGGCAGCCCAUGAUCAACCUGUACACGGACCGCGAGACGGGCAAACUGAAGGGCGAAGCCACCGUGUCCUUCGACGACCCCCCCUCCGCCAAAGCCGCCAUUGAUUGGUUUGACGGCAAAGAAUUCUCCGGCAACCCCAUCAAGGUUUCCUUCGCCACCCGGCGCGCCGACUUCAACCGCGGCGGCGGCGGCGGUCGAGGAGGACGCGGGAGGGGAGGCCCCAUGGGGCGCGGAGGAUUCGGCGGCGGCGGCGGCUCCGGAGGCGGCAACCGCGGCGGCUUCCCAAGCGGCGGCGGCGGUCAGCAGCGUGCAGGGGAUUGGAAAUGUCCCAAUCCGGCCUGCGAGAACAUGAACUUCUCCUGGCGUAACGAAUGCAACCAAUGCAAGGCGCCCAAACCCGACGGCCCCGGAGCGCCGCACAUGGGAGGAAAAUACCCCGGCGGAGGCCGAGGGGGGAACCACAUGGGAGGAGGCGGAGGAUUCGGAGAGGAGCGGCGCGGAGGGCGAGGAGGAUUUGAGCGCGGGGGGUUCAGAGGAGGAAGAGGAGGAGAGAGGGGGAACUUCCGAGGAGGACGAGGCGGCGAGAGGGGAGGAUUCGGGCCCGGCAAGAUGGAUUCCAG
Molecule: messenger RNA, 821 nt
Organism: Lagopus leucura (white-tailed ptarmigan)
Lineage: Eukaryota; Metazoa; Chordata; Aves; Galliformes; Phasianidae
Gene: FUS
Product: FUS RNA binding protein
Exons: 5
Biological process (GO): regulation of DNA-templated transcription
Cellular component (GO): nucleus
Molecular function (GO): transcription coregulator activity; RNA binding
Source: RefSeq, a predicted model, not a curated record